Messenger RNA from Helianthus annuus (common sunflower), 1615 nucleotides. RefSeq names its product RING-H2 finger protein ATL47. The record is from RefSeq and is a predicted model, not a curated record. Bases 334 to 1374 code for a protein of 346 amino acids. The transcript is spliced from 2 exons. NCBI's taxonomy places the organism in Eukaryota, Viridiplantae, Streptophyta, Magnoliopsida, Asterales, Asteraceae.
AUCACACAAAAACACGCACGCUCACCCAAUAUAAUAUAAAAUCCUCUUUUAUUUUCUCACUCAAAACCCUCUUUUUUUUCAAGAUUUUCUUGAACAACAUACAUUCAAGAAUCACAUGUGUCACUUAAUCUACUCAUGAAGAAAGUGUUGGUUGUUCUAUCUUCCAAAAGGGUAUUGGUAUUGAUCCAAGAACACUCCAACCUACUAAAAAUCCAAUCUUUACAGUUCACACACUUGAAGGUGAAAACACACACACACACACACAUAAGUUUUCUCCAAGAUUCUGACCUUCUGUCAGGUUGAUGAUUUUUGUAGCAUUUCAUAUCUGCUAACAUGCGCCUCAUGAAACGAAAUCUUGCAUCUUUUGAUUCUUUUUCACCUCCUGUUUAUCCUCCACCUUCAUCUUCUUCUAAUGACCCUAAACCUAAAUUAACCUUAACUUUUACAAGAAACAUUGUAAUUGUGUUGGGUAUAAUGUUGUUCAUCUUUGUGUUACUUCACUUUGUUCUAAGAUGUCUCAUCAAGAAGAAAAGAUCAUUACUUUCUGGUCAACAAUCUUCAAGAUUUCAAGAACCAAGUGAUCCUGAAGCUGUUGCAUAUGAAAGACAGUUACAACAGCUUUUCACUCUACAUGAUUCUGGUUUAGAUCAAGCUUUCAUUGAUGCAUUACCAGUGUUUCUUUACAAAGAUUUAAUGGGCUUACAUGAGCCUUUUGAUUGUGCAGUCUGCCUUUGUGAAUUCUCACAACAAGAUAAACUAAGGCUGCUGCCUUUAUGCAGUCAUGCUUUUCAUAUCCAUUGUAUAGACACAUGGUUGUUGUCAAAUUCUACUUGUCCUUUAUGCAGGGGUACCCUUUUCAACCCUGAAGCAGAAAGUCAAGUGGUUGACUUUCAGUUUGAUGAUUUAGUGGAAGAAGAUGAUCAAGGGCAUUCUGGUAAUUUGAAGCAAGUUGGAGGGGGGGUUGAGAAGAGGGUGUUUCCAGUUAGACUUGGCAAGUUUAGAGCCACAAAUGGGGAUGAUAUUGGAAAAGAAGUUGGUGAGACUAGUAGUAGUAACAUGAAUGUUGUUGAUGCAAGAAGGUGUUUUUCUAUGGGAUCUUAUGAGUAUGUGGUGGGUAAGUCUGAGUUGCAAGUGGUGUUUUGCCCUAAUAGGGGUAAUAUUGGAAAGAAAGAUUUGGGGAUUGAGAAAGAUAAGGGAGUUGAUGGGGGUAAUGAUGGGAAGAAAAUUAGUAGUAGAAGCAAAGGUGAAAGCUUUUCUGUUUCCAAGAUUUGGCUUUGGUCAAAGAAAGAUGAUAAUCAUAAGUUUGAUGAUUCAUCUGUUAAUGUAAGUUUACCAUCAAGAAAUAAUCUAAAUGGUGGUAAGUUUUCUAAUUAGUUUAGGUUAUGAAGUGACUUGUACACUGGUUUGAAUAUGAGAUAAUAUGAAAAUUUUAAAUUGUUGGUGAAGCUUUCAUAGAAUCAUAGGCUUUUGUUUUUACCUUUUUACUUGUGAUUUGGUUUGGUUUGGUUUGUGGAAGUGAUUGAUUUUGUGUCUUUAUGUGACUUGCUUUAUUGAAGGUGACAAAAUGUACUCCACACUUUUAUGUUUGUAUUGGAAUUUGGUUCAUUUUCCCUCC